This is a messenger RNA of Ceutorhynchus assimilis (cabbage seed weevil), 2277 nucleotides long. Lineage: Eukaryota; Metazoa; Arthropoda; Insecta; Coleoptera; Curculionidae. The record is from the annotation of a GenBank genome assembly.
GCAUCAUUGCAUUGCCAUUGAUGUUCGAAGUCGAAGUGGUGUUGUGUGUACGAGCGCCCCGUGUUUUGUGUUUUUCGACAAUUUCGAAAUCGAUUACUUUCGAAAUACUUCCGAUUACCCGUAGCUCUUCUGGAAACGGGCACUUUCCAAAUUCUAGUGUUAACGUGUUUGUGACUUUUUCCGUUCGACUUCCUGACUCCUGUUCAUCAUUUAUUUUUCCAUAUUAUAUCGUAAAAAAAAAUGUCGCGAAAUCAACAACAUUCGUCUAAUGUUCCAGAUGCUGGAAAACUGCUUGAAAACGAUAAAUGCGAUUUGACCGAUUCCCGAGCCGAUAGUGGAUUUAUUUCGAGUGGAAAUCUGAUGCUGUCAGGAGAAAUAUCCGAAGAAAUCGUUCCCGAACCUUAUCAUCAUCGGAGCGACCUUCAUUCCGCUCAGAGCGAUUCCGGGAUUAUUGAAGAUACCGACAAAAAAUCCAGAGAUUCAUCCAUGCACAUUGACAGCGGUGUUUGUUUCUCAAGCGAACUGAGCUUGAGUGAGAAAAUUUCCAAAUUAAAAUUGGACUCGAAUUUGGGACUAAACGAUUUGGACAAUCCUAAACUGAUCCAACCACCUGAGGAUUCUAAACAAUCAUUGGAGGAUGCUCCCUGGGGACUUUACUUUGAACAAGAUGAGGACGGUGAUACGCAUCUUCAUAUGGCAAUAAUUCAUGCUUUUCCCGAAAUCGCUUUGGCAAUCAUCCGCGCAGCCCCUCAUCCACGACUACUGGACACUCCCAAUGAUAGUGCCCAAACCCCAUUACAUCUGGCUGUACAGACUCGUCAAUAUCCCAUUGUCCGUUGGUUGAUCAUUGCUGGAGCCAAGCCUUGCCCGAGAGAUGCACAGGGCAACUCACCGCUCCAUCUUGCAGCCAAAAUGGGUGAUUUCAACUGUCUAAAAGCUAUCAUUGAACCUGUUAAUCCAAAACAUAGGGAAGCGAUGGCACUGAGCUAUUCCCCUUUGAACUACGAAACACCGAAUUUGGAUCAAUGGAAUUAUCUUGGUCAAACCUGUGUUCACAUCGCAGCCAAAUACUGUCAGCUGGAAGUACUCAAACAUCUAGUGGCACGAGGUGCUGACAUCAACGCCCGCGAAGGUCUCGAAGGUUUAACAGCUCUCCAUUUUGCUGUACAGAACCGCGAUGAAAAAAUGGUCAAAUAUAUACUAGAUGAAUGCAGAACGGCUCGCCCCGAAAUUACAUCUUAUGGAGGAAUUAACGCUUUGCAGUGGUGCAUUAUUGUACCCGAGACUAUUAGACAGUGUUUGAAGAUGAGGGGACUAGACUCACCUUACUCAAGUGAGGACGAGAGUAGCGAAGAUGAUGAUGAAGAGAUGACACACGAUAGUCCCAUUCACAAACUUGGUCCGAAUUUAGUGGAUGCAAGCGCAUGAAGACGACAAUCACACAAAAAAUUGUCAUUGGGCGUGGCAAGCAGGAAAUGCAGUCUUUCGGGCAGAGAAAAGACGAAAUAAGAAGCCAACUACAAAAACUCCAUCUUGACAAUCUUGAGCCCCUUGAAUUCAUUUUUUAUUUAGCCCAUUUAAAUUUUGUCAUUGUCCCACCGCUCAAUGUCCCACUGUGAACGACAAUGGAACCUUGAUGGUUGUUGGUUCGAUGACAACAUUGAAAGUGGAUUAGUUAAUCUAAGAUUUAUUAGUAAAAAAAUGGUGAUAAAAUAAACUUUAAUGGUAAGGAUCAUUGGUGGUCGGUAUGACCACUCACCAUAUAACUUUAUCAAAAUUAGAUAAUGGCAUUAUUAAAUUUUUAGUUAGGUAAUGACUAUUUUUAUUUUGUUAACAACUUAUUAGCUAAAGCGAAAUAUGUAGAUGUGAAACUUAUACUCUAACUUAUUUCAAUUUUAAACAUUCUACUAGGGAUGAUGGAAGUUUGCCAAUGACCAAAUUCUGUAAAUAAUCAAAAGCUUCCUUUAUUUGUAGAGGGUAUAUUUCCUUUGUGAAUUUUUCUCACAAAUUAUAAUUAAUAAAAUGCAUGAAUACAAGGGAUGUCUUUUAAUAACACAAUAUUAGCUCAAAAAAUAUUCUAUAGCUAAUAUUGAGGUGUAUUAAUUACUGGCUGACGGAAGUAGAUGAAAAAAGACUAAAAAGUAAAACUAGUGUUCUUGUAUCUGAAAAUUCAAUGUUAGUGAAGAACUAUAUUUAUUUUUAUAAUUUAAGUUUCAUUGUAAAUAUAUUUUAAUAAUUAUUAUAAUUCAAUGUAAUAAAUUGUUUCUGUAAAUAGAU